AUGGCGGAACAGUUUUCGCCAAGAAAAGUGAGAUUUUCAUCCGAUAUUGAAGAUAGAUAUCCCCCAGACAAAGAAGACCAACAUAAUGUAUCAACAGAUGGAGAUAUAUUCAAUGCAGAACUACCCCGAUCUGACAAUCGCACGGAACAGAACGGAAAGAAAACGUUUGACAAUAAUAUGCUGUAUCAUCAUACAAAAUUGAAACGUUUCUCCUCGAAUUGGCUACGUAAUGCCAAAGGUGGGAAAAAUCUUGACAGAAGAGCUUCUUUUUCGAUUAAUAAACGAAACGAAUCCGGUAUACAACGUCUUGAAUACGAACUUUCGAACAUAAAAAGUCGCCUGUUUGAUAACCUUCAAGAAUACGAAGACUUAAAGGAUUCCUUUCCUGAUAAACACUUCCCGUCAGAUUGGGAACCACAAGCUAUACGAAAUUUAAGAAGUAAAGUCGAUAGACUUAAUGAGAAAAUCGAGAGGGAGAAGAAUAAACUAAAAAUGAAAGCAGAUGAUAAAGAAGUAGCAAAAAUGGUGGAAAGUUUGCUGGAACAUUGUGGAGAUGAAAAUAUAUCAGAUGACUCCGAUCCACUAAAGAAUUUUUCUCUAAAUGAAGUGGUGGACGAUGAAUCCCAACAAAGAAGGGAAAUUAUCAAUGAUACGAGAUUGAUAAGAAAGAUAGACACAAUUGGACACAAACAAGUUGUUAUGGUUCCAGAAGGAUUAAAAACCAGACAAAAGAAACUAUUUCUAGCUGGAGAAAUUCCACCUAGAACUCACAGUGAACGUGAAUCGAGUAAGGCCGCCCUUCAUUGUGCACUAUCUCGUUUACCUCCACUUAAAAAACGUGUGAAGGCGCGAAAGUUUGGAAAAUUUUUAUCAGAUGACGACAAGAAGCGAACAAAAGACAAUAUAGUGGUUAUUCCAAAUAGACGACGUAUCGCAAAUGGUAGAGCAUUUGUUCAUGAAAGACAAAAAGAAUUUGUGACAUUUCACAAGAAGCGAUUGCAUGAAAUGGAUGUAAGUUUCACUAGGACAGCCUUUGAAUCGUACACUUCUACAUAUUAA
Messenger RNA from Paramuricea clavata, 1059 nucleotides. NCBI's taxonomy places the organism in Eukaryota, Metazoa, Cnidaria, Anthozoa, Malacalcyonacea, Plexauridae. The record is from the annotation of a GenBank genome assembly.